AUGGCGUCGGGUCGAGGCUGCUCGCCGCUGGUGCUGUGUGCGCUGGUGCUGCUGGUCGCGGGCGCGUGUUUUUUCUCGUUUCUCGGCUUCCUCUUUCUCUGCUCGGCGGACACGCUCCCGCUGUCGGCGGCGACAAAGCGGACUGCGUGCAUUGCGGCGCUCUCUGCGGCGCUUCUGCACCUGCUCGUUCUCUUCGCGAUGCUUUUUCUCCGCUCAAAGCCCAAGGGUUGGCUGCGCGAGCGCCUCAGCGCGCAUCCUGCCGGCCGCGCGUUUUUCCUCUUUCUUGACGACUUUUCUUCGCGCUUGCUGCCGCGAGGGGGUCGAGAGCGCCGCGAGGAGGAAGACCGCGACAGGGGCAGCGGCAGCCAGGCGAGCGAGUGCGACUUGAGUGCGCAGACGUACUUUGGCGGCCGCGCGCACCUGAACCAGCAGACCUUCCGCACGAAUCGAGGCAAGCGAGACAACCUCCGCGACGAGCGCGACGCGCUUCUCACAGCUCGCGACGAGGACAUCCGCGCGAGAGACGCGCUGCUGCGGCCCUGGGCAGACAGCGGGAGCGGAGAGCCCGGCGACCCCCUCGAGAAACGGAACCCGGCCGUGGGCGCGGCGGCCUCUUCUUUCGACUUCCAGUUGCCACUGGGAGAUGUGGCGCUGUCCAAGCAGGCGGCCGCAUCCAUCGCGGACACGCAGCUGCUGUCGCCUUGCUCCACCGCCUCCUUCUCCAGCGAGCAGGCGCGCGCCUUCGCCGCGUCCUCGCCUUCGUCAUUUUCAUCGCUUUCUGAUCCACUGUCGCCAACUCACGCCUGUCUCUCGGGGUCUGCGUCCGGCAGCGCCGAAGGAGACGCGCUCGCCGCAAAGACGCGAGGCCGCGGCGACGUGCCGCUCACGGUGGGCUGCGGAGCCCUUCCCGCGGGCGCAAGCCUCCUUGCAGAGGAAAGAAGAGACGCCCCCCCGCAAGUAGAGCUGCUGAGUUGGUGA
Messenger RNA from Besnoitia besnoiti, 978 nucleotides. RefSeq lists its product as uncharacterized. Bases 1 to 978 code for a protein of 325 amino acids. The transcript has a single exon. The record is from RefSeq and is a predicted model, not a curated record. Lineage: Eukaryota; Apicomplexa; Conoidasida; Eucoccidiorida; Sarcocystidae.